Messenger RNA from Corticium candelabrum, 1867 nucleotides. RefSeq names its product eukaryotic translation initiation factor 2A-like. The transcript is spliced from 21 exons. Gene Ontology annotation, molecular function: tRNA binding; translation initiation factor activity; ribosome binding. The record is from RefSeq and is a predicted model, not a curated record. Bases 22 to 1794 code for a protein of 590 amino acids. Gene Ontology annotation, biological process: translational initiation. Gene Ontology annotation, cellular component: cytosolic small ribosomal subunit. NCBI's taxonomy places the organism in Eukaryota, Metazoa, Porifera, Homoscleromorpha, Homosclerophorida, Plakinidae.
UACAUGCACCAACUGUGAAGAAUGACUUCGUUUGUCGGUACAUUGUGUGUUUGUUGUGUUUUUUCUCGUUUGUACUUAGUAUGUUGCAUAGCCCGUGGCAGCCAUGGCCUCACAACUCACGCUUUCACUCCGGACGCGUUGAGGGAAACGUUUUGUGAGAGGACGCAGUGUAAGGUCGUGAGAUUUAGCAAGGAUGGAAGGAUGUUGGCCUGGUCGGAUGGACAGGGUGUUUCUGUGAUGGAUGUGUCCAGUCAAAGCCUGAUAUGUCGGUUGCCCAGAGCAAAAGUUACAGGGUUGACAAUCUCUCCAUGUGCAUCGUAUCUUUGCACAUGGUCUCUGUAUACUGUAAAUGCUGAUACUCCAGCUGGGACACCAAACUUGCACAUAUGGCAUCUCCCAUCUGGAGAUCCAGUGACCCAUUUCGUGCAAAAGAAAUUUGAUGGAUGGUCUCCUCAGUGGACCGACGACGAAUCAGUUUGUGGAAGGAACGUGAGUAAUGAAGUUCAUUUCUAUGGCAAAGGAAAACUUGGGGGUUCCCCUACUGAUCGAUUGAGACUUCAAAAUGUUGCUAAAUUUUCUAUUUCACCGGCUGGUUCUCCGUAUAGAAUUGCUGCAUACGUUCCGGGGUCCAAGGGUGCUCCGUCAUUUGUCCGACUAUAUCAAUAUCCAAACUUUGACAGUCCAAGUUCAGCACUCGCCAACAAGAGUUUCUUCAAAGCAGAUCAAGUGGAACUCUACUGGAACAGCACAGGCACAGGUCUACUAGUCUUAACUAUGGUUGAAAUUGACACCACUGGGUCUUCAUAUUAUGGUGAACAAGGUCUGCACUUUGUUGGUAUUGAUGGGGAGAGCAGUGUCGUGCCUCUUGCUAAGAAGGGCCCGAUUUACUCAAUUGAUUGGCAUCCGAAUGGAAAAGAAUUCUGUGUUGUUUAUGGAUAUAUUCCUGCUAAAGCAACUCUCUAUAACCUGAAAUCCGAACCGAUCUUCGACUUUGGAACGGGCCCCAGAAACACAGUCCAUUUCAAUUGUCAUGGAAACAUUCUUUCUCUUGCGGGCUUUGGCAACCUGAGAGGCCACAUGGAAUUUUGGCACAGAAAGGAACUGAAACUGAUAAGCAGAGCUCAAGCAAGUGAUGCGACGUUUUUUCAGUGGAGUCCGGAUGGUGAGCAUAUUCUGACUGCAACGACGGCACCUCGACUGAGAGAAGGAAACGGCUACAAGGUAUGGCACUACACAGGCAAAGUCGUUCAUCAGUGGGAUGUUGCCAAGCCGAAGGAUGAACUAUGGGAGGUAUUAUGGCGGCCUUCGUUGCCCGGUGAGUUUCCUGAAAAGCCGGUGGUUAUGCCGAGUCAUGAAGAGCAGCAACGACAGGCGGAAGCGACAAAACCGGCCGUGUAUCGUCCUCCGGGUGCUAGAGGGAAACCGCCUUCUACUAUCAAACUUCACGAAGAAGAGCCUCCACAAGGAGAAACAGUUAAGGAUGAAGAUAAACAGCAGUCCAAAUCGGCUCUGAAGAACAAAAAGCGUCGAGAAGCGAAAGCGAGAGAAAGGGAGAGUCAAGACGCAGAAGCCGCGGUUGCCAUGGCUACAGCAUCGGCAUCAUUGCUACCUGCAAAUCAAUCCGACGACCUCGAGACAGAUAAGAAGCUACGCAAUCUCAAGAAGAAGUUGAAGCAGAUUGAUCAACUGAAGCAACAGCAGAGAGAAGGGAAACAACUCGAGGCCAAUCAGAUCGAAAAAUUGAAGACCGAGGACGACCUCAUUCGACAGAUUCAUGAACUCAAAGUACAGUAGUAGAUCACAUCUCCACCGCCAGCCAAACAGACAGCAUAGCGUAACAUCACACAGUAGUACUAUAAAUCGAAAA